AUGUAUGACCCUUGGGUGUUGGGGGGUGACUUCAAUGCUGCGUUGUAUACUACAGAAAGACGCUCUAAUGCUAAACAUGGUAUUUCGAUUGAUAGAGAUUUUUGUAGAUGGUUUGAAGAAUCUUGCAUCUCGGAUCUUGGUUUUGUGGGGCCAUGUUUUACUUGGAAGAGGAGUAACUCCGAAGCCCGGCUAGAUCAUUUUCUUGCUAAUGAUGCUUGGUGCCAACUUUUUCCUAAUGCGAGAGUUUCCCAUCUUUCUUUUUAUAAAUUUGAUCAUCGCCCUAUCCUCCUUCAACUUGAUCAUUGCGCUGAGAGCCCUUGCCGACCGUUCCGCUUCAUUGCAGCAUGGGUUCUGCAUGAAGACUUUAACAGUUUUGUCCUUGAUAAUUGGAAUGAUGGAAUUGGGUGGAGUAAUAAUCUGAACCAUUUUCAACAGCCUAUUGCACUUGGAAUAAGCAGGUAUUUGGGCACGUUGAAGGUAGAAAAAAGAAACUGUUAA
Molecule: messenger RNA, 498 nt
Organism: Neltuma alba
Lineage: Eukaryota; Viridiplantae; Streptophyta; Magnoliopsida; Fabales; Fabaceae
Exons: 1
Coding region: 1-498 (165 amino acids)
Molecular function (GO): catalytic activity
Source: RefSeq, a predicted model, not a curated record